Molecule: messenger RNA, 1128 nt
Organism: Echinostoma caproni
Lineage: Eukaryota; Metazoa; Platyhelminthes; Trematoda; Plagiorchiida; Echinostomatidae
Source: the annotation of a GenBank genome assembly
AAACAAGUUGCCCGAUUGACCAAGUGGCCCGUUUUGUGGGACAAAUACGGCACGUUUUGCACAUUUCUCGGAUUUCACAGAGGACUAGAGCGGAUUUGGUCCGCAGAAACACUAGACUUCCUGGGAAGUCAGCGUGCAGCCCAUGGCUGGCCCGUACCUCGACCUCCGCCCGAUUUGAACUGGCUUUCGUGGUGUCGCAUAGGUGGCGAAGCUGUGAUUUGUCGACCAGUAUUGUGGCAUCCUGAUUCAGUCAAACAGAAAGAUACUGGAUCAUCUGAUUCCAAGUCUGAUACACCUUCCACUGGGAUAAAGCGUCCUCAUGCAGGACUAGAAGACGAGGACACAGAGGAUGUUGAAGAAGAAUGUGCAACUGAACACUCUAUUAAUGAUCAACAACGUGAGGCUAAACGUGAUGAGGAAGCUUUAAAAUCCGGUGAAUUGAAAGUGUUUUUCAUUCAUCGAAGCACACAUCUCGCUAAUUUAACCCCAUCCGGUUCAGUUUAUCAGGCUGCAUUGACUUGUUAUGCUCGAUUACACCAAACAACAGAGGCACUGGUAAUGGACCGAAUCCGUCAAAACCGUCGCUUCACCACCGCCCCAGAAUCUGCUCGAUUGCAGUACGAGGCCACAUCAGGAUUAUAUUACGAUCCAGAGACAUCUCUGUACUACGAUUCAGCAAGGGGAUACUUUUACGAUGCUAAUGAACGGAUGUAUUAUUACUGGUCAGAAUCUGAGCAUCGAUAUUUUCCGGCCAACGCGUUGAUUCAAGCGGAGUUGGCAGCUGCACAUGUCGCGCAGACGGCCGCUGCACAGGCUGCCAUGACUCGAGCAGCAACAGAACGGGAGGCUGCACGGCAGGCAGCACUACGUGUGGCUGCUGAAUUGGCAGAGAUUCGGGCAAAUAAAGAUGACUAUGCGGCGUACGCUUAUGCGACUUGUGUAAUUCCCCAGCAGGAAGUCGAAGGUGCUGUCUAUCGUAAUACGACUGCAGCAGCCAGUACAAUCGAGCAGUCCUUGAGGUUGUGGGAGAAUCGAACUAGACCUGAAACAAUGACGUCUUCGAGCACAACCAACGCAAUUUUGACCGAUACCCGAUCAUCCGGGACACCACCACCACCUGGCCUAUGA